GAAUCCUUGCAGUCACGAAAGCUUUAAAUCAUUGCACCAAUGUUCCCCAAAAACUGUAGAGUGUAAUAUAAUAGGAUAACAAAAAGCCUAACAUUGGCAUGGAGCUCAUCUUUAACCUGGCAACCUAAACUCAGAAGUGGAAAUUCAACAUUUCUAUGAUGGACUGUCUGCCCGGAGGACAACCACUGAUUGCUUAUCACCAAGGUGUUACAGUGUCCAUGCCAUGUUAUCAACAAGCUGGUGUAUGCACAGAGCUCGGCUGCUUGGAUUUUGUCGCGAUGUAAGAGAUUUCUCAAGGCAUUCGUGAUCACUUCCAUGAUAUUUACUCAAACAGCCUUGAAUGAGACACUCCCAGCAGCAUGCAAUUGUUCAAAUUCAGUGGCGUAGUAACGACAUUACCAACUCAGGGGCUGCAGAAAUCGGUCAGGUGGGUCCCCAAUGUUUGAUUCGUCUCACAAGGUCGCACAUGGGCUAUUAUAUAUCGCCGUUUCCUCAACAACAACAUAGAAACACACAAUCACUUUGCGAAAGCCAAACGGUAGUGCUUUAAUAAAAAAAAAACGUGAAACGUGAAUGAAAGCAUUUUUUUAAAUAAAACAAUUAAUUUAAAUCGCGUUUUAAAUAAGUGCUGUUGUUCUUAUACACUGUUGUUGAAAACAGAUCUCACGGUGGUUGUCAGACAGACCCCAAAUCACAGCUUUGGCCAUCAGACUGACCUUGAAGAAAUUUGAUCGUUUUGGAUCAAGAUUGCUGUUGGCCAAAGAUUCAGUCUCGUGCCACGUUUCGUCUGACUUUUUUUUUUCCGGGCCAUAUUCCAUCCGCCUAUAAUAUCACCUACCUGCCUUCCACGGAUAUAUAAUACACCCUCGGAACAACUCGGCCAUGUGUGAAUAGCCACAACAUGUCUGAAACGUCCAAUGUACAAAAACUAAACCUGUCAGAGGAUUCAGAUCCAAUGUAUGCUAGUCUGCAUGAAAUUACUUCAGAAACAGUGGAGGAUGUUAUAUACAUCAGGAUGUUUUCCAGUGAGAAUGGAGAUGCAGGUCACAACCUCGAUGCGAAGCAAACGAAUCUCAAAGAGCUCAAAAAGGAGCCUUUACAUUCUAAACUAAAUAAUAAUGCUUCACAACCAGACAGCAAUCCACCAGGUGAGACUAAAAACAUAGGCGUGGUGGGAAAAGACGAGUUCAAACAUGUGCCUACCACCACGGUGCCACGCGAAAACACACGCUACUGCCAGAAGCUCAUGGCACUAAUUGCAAAUGUGGAUGUUAAAGCGAAACAGAGAUCCGCCACAUCACUCCAAGAAGACACGUACGGUGUUCACAGGGAUGCUGAAGCAAAAUUUUCAGAAUAUGACUCCUCGUCCUCUGACGUGAGUGACCAUACAUAUGAAGCUACAGAUUAUGAGGGAAUAGACAGAUACAGCAACUGGUCUCUAAAGCACAGCCUUUCGCUGCCAGAUGACGAAUCUAACGAAUUAUACGAUCCCCAAACUACAAACGAAUUGAGCAAAAACGAAGACAAACGUGCACCUUUGUCGAAGGAGAAGCCCAAAAGCCUUGACAUACCCACACGCAGUGACGAAUCCCCGAUCUAUUCUGUCCCAAAUUCUCCGCCACGCAGACACGAAAAACGCAUUCACGUUGAAAACGAUUGCCCACACCCAGACUUUUCUCCAAACAUACCAGUGAACGCUGCCGGGUACGCUGAUGCCGACACUAAGGGUGAAGAAAGUGAAACGGUGUCCCCCGCAUAUCAGUUCAAACAAGCGGGCGGUCGCCGUGCCAUGAAGCCUGGCCAUAAAAAAAAAUAGCUUCUCAACCUCUCGGAGGGCGUUUGACUUUUCAUCUCCACUUGUAACUGUUCGCCCGGCUUUCUUAAUAUGCUGCCCUAUAGCUGUGUCUAAAGACCCUCUGAUGUUAGCUGCUACAUCGAGCCAGUAUCGCGAUCUACAUGUAUCCCUCGAACCUCGACUCUGGGACGUGCAGCAUGAAGGCGUCAUUGAGGAGGCCGGGGACAGCCAAGCAAGCGGUUCUUUCUCUCUGCUCGCUUCACCUCAAGAAACUCCCUGAACAGCACUCGGCAGAACAAUGGGGGUGGGGGGGGGGGCAGUGACCUCAACAAGAUUCUGAUCUGGAAGACUUUACCAAAGCCGACGAUUUGACUCCUUGCUACCAAUGAUCAUCGUCCAUUAUCACUGUCAGCCAUCAUUAUCAUCAUCGCCACUAAGAUCGUGGGUUGCCACCUCCUCUUGUUUUCCCAGGACUGCCUCUCUUGUUUUUGUGUUUGAGGUAGCAACUGUCCUGGAAAACCUGUAAGUCUUCAGGCAGGAAACGGCAGAACUUCAACAAUCUUAGCAGUAAAAGGUUUUUACCCUUUUAGCUGGCACAAAAACUGAAACCUUUAUACAAGGGAUCAUGUUUGCAAUAACCACAAC
Petromyzon marinus (sea lamprey) is the source of this 2440-nucleotide messenger RNA. Lineage: Eukaryota; Metazoa; Chordata; Hyperoartia; Petromyzontiformes; Petromyzontidae. The record is from RefSeq and is a predicted model, not a curated record.